AAUGGAGAAGAAGGAGAAGACGGGGAAGAAACAAGUGCUGCUCUUCCACUGCCUGGAAUCCGAAGAGCUCGCCCGCGAAGUCGCCGCUCGCUCCGACCUCAUCCACCUCCAGUCCAUCAAAUGGAGGAGUUUUGAUGAUGGAUUCCCAAACCUUUUCAUAAACAAUGCACAAGAUAUACGUGGUCAGCAUGUGGCUUUUCUUGCAUCCUUCAGUUCUCCAGCAGUAAUCUUCGAGCAGCUUUCGGUCAUUUAUGCACUGCCACGGCUUUUUGUUGCUUCCUUUACAUUGGUGUUGGCAUAUUUUCCUACUGGCUCCUUUGAACGAAUGGAAGAGGAAGGAGAUGUGGCUACAGCGUUUACCAUGGCAAGAAUUUUGUCAAACAUUCCCAUCUCAAGGGGGGGCCCAACAAGUUUAGUUAUCUACGAUAUACAUGCUUUGCAGGAAAGGUUUUAUUUUGGGGACCAUGUUUUGCCUUUGUUUGAGACAGGGAUUCCUCUGUUAAAGAGGCGCCUUUGCGAGCUUCCUGAGUCUGAGAAAAUUGUCAUCGCAUUUCCUGAUGAUGGAGCCUGGAAGAGAUUUCACAAGCUCCUGGAUAAUUUUCCUGUGGUGGUGUGCACAAAGGUUCGUGAAGGUGACAAGAGGAUAGUGCGGCUUAGGGAGGGAAAUGCUUCUGGCUGUCAUGUAGUUAUUGUUGAUGAUCUGGUGCAGUCUGGGGGAACCCUAAUUGAGUGCCAGAAAGUUUUGGCAGCUCACGGUGCCGCCAAGGUGAGCGCAUAUGUUACUCACGCGGUAUUCCCGAAACGAUCUUGGGAGAGGUUCACUUGCAAUAAUGGUGGCUCUGACAAGGGAUUCACCUACUUCUGGAUAACGGAUUCUUGCCCACACACGGUUAAAGCCAUAGGAAAUCAAGCCCCUUUCGAAGUUUUGAGUCUUGCUGGAUCCAUUGCCGAUGCCUUACAGAUUUAAGUAGGCUUCAUAAAGGAACCAAAACGUCAGAGUUCCCGAGUGCAGGGAAUGAAUUACGCUAUUUCUGUGAGGCCUUCUGAGGGUUGUAGUUUCUGAAUAAUUCAGUUCAGAAACCUUGGUUUAUUUGUGUUUGGAACAAGGGGGUUUCAUGUGACGCCCCACCACAAGGUUGUACUGAUCAAUUAAUGGGCAUUCCCAAUUUUAGCUA
Syzygium oleosum is the source of this 1175-nucleotide messenger RNA. Its product is annotated as ribose-phosphate pyrophosphokinase 4. The coding region runs from base 2 to 967 and encodes 321 amino acids. Gene Ontology annotation, cellular component: ribose phosphate diphosphokinase complex; cytoplasm. NCBI's taxonomy places the organism in Eukaryota, Viridiplantae, Streptophyta, Magnoliopsida, Myrtales, Myrtaceae. The record is from RefSeq and is a predicted model, not a curated record. The transcript is spliced from 7 exons. Gene Ontology annotation, biological process: purine nucleotide biosynthetic process; 5-phosphoribose 1-diphosphate biosynthetic process. Gene Ontology annotation, molecular function: ribose phosphate diphosphokinase activity; magnesium ion binding.